AUGGCUGAGGGACAAUUACCUCCUGGCCUUGCCAGUGUUCCUUCCCCAGGGGGUGGGCGGAGUGAUGAAGGAGGAAUGAGAAUACUACAGAGGAAAUGGACAUCCUUCCUGCAGACCCGGGUUGUGUGUUCCAUCCCAGAGUUUGGCUUCCACUUCAACAUCCUGAAGAGUAUUUAUGUUCUGAACCAAGGAAACUGGCAAAACACAAUAUUCUAUGGAGUGUUUCUAUCGCAAUGGCAAAACAUUGAAAUCUCUGCUGUUUGCCAGUACACCCUUGCCAGCAUACGGAAGGCAUUUGAAGGGCGGUAUAAGGAAGAUCAGGAAUCACCGCGCUGGUGGUCAAGGUACAUGGGGAAACCUCCAGAGCCUCGCCCAGGAUCGGGAUGGCUACACAAGGUGGUGAACAUUGGCUCCCACAUCCACAUCAUUGAGGAGAUCGAGCUCUAUGAGGAACCCCAGCCUGUUGAAAGUCUAGUACUCGCCAGCACUCAGGGGAUGCUGUAUGUUGGAUCACAGAGCAGUGUACUCCAGCUCGCUGUGGCUCAGUGCCACAAAUAUUCAACAUGCUUCGAUUGUGUCUUGGCUCGGGACCCUUACUGUGCUUGGGAUGGCAGUGUUUGCCGGGAGAUUCAGCUGGGCGAGAACAGGGCACAGCUGAUUCAAGACAUCAUGACCGGGAAGAACGGGUGUACGGAGACUGGUCGAGAUGUUCCUUUGGAAGUGAAGAACAGAUGGGUGCAGAAAGGGACAGAUGUCUUCUUACAGUGCGUCCUCAGUUCCAACAUCGCCACCGCGAGGUGGAAAGUCAACGAGGAGGAAGUGCUGGGGAAUGAUGGGAAACAUUAUUGCCUAAAGGAUGGCUCUCUGGUGAUCAAGGGCGUGCAGGCCACUGACGAAGGGCAGUACAGCUGCUUUGCUGAGGAGAAUGGAGUACGCUAUGUGGUAGCCUUGCACAAUGUCAGUGUUGGGGAUAGCUUGCCGUCCUCCCCUCAGCGGCUGAUCUCUAAGGGCCGCGAGUUCGUCUAUCUCGUCAUCAUCGCCGCCCUGGCUGCUCUCAUCUUGAUCCUGGCCACUCUGUCCAUCUACCUGUUCUGCUGGCCCUCCAAGAGGGGCGAUUACAGCGUCCGGUUGCCCAGCUCAUCACUGGUGGAGCUGCAGCACGUUUCGGGCUCGUGCGCUGGGAAGGCUGAGGAGGGGGACGCUGGUCGGCCCUACGGCGGAGAGCGACUCCUGAAGAUCAUCCCGGGUGAAGGGGCGAUGUCGGCCUACCACAGGGCUCCGGGCAGUGGGGAGCUGCUCCCCCCACCUCCUCCGCCUCCUCCCCCGCUGCCCCUCCCCCACGACUCGCCCCCUCCGACUUCGGUCACCCCCAACGGCCUGCCGCACGUGCUGAGGAAAAUGAACGGUAACUCGUACAUCCUGCUGCGGCAGGCCAGCGAGGCAGAGCCCGGCCUGCCCCAUUACCACUCCUUCACCGAGGAGCUCAGCAAGAUGCUAGAGAAACGCAAGCACGCCCAGCUGGUGGAGAAACCAGACGAGAGCUCGGUGUGAGGCAGCGAGGGAAGUGGGGGGGGCCACGCCUCCCAGCCACGGUGCUGCAACAUCUACCUCAAAAAUUCACCGAAGAUCCUCAGGCAGCACCUUCCAAACCCAACACCGCCUCCCAUCCAGAAGG
Molecule: messenger RNA, 1675 nt
Organism: Rhincodon typus (whale shark)
Lineage: Eukaryota; Metazoa; Chordata; Chondrichthyes; Orectolobiformes; Rhincodontidae
Product: semaphorin-4G-like
Exons: 7
Coding region: 1-1551 (516 amino acids)
Biological process (GO): negative regulation of axon extension involved in axon guidance; axon guidance; semaphorin-plexin signaling pathway
Molecular function (GO): chemorepellent activity; semaphorin receptor binding
Source: RefSeq, a predicted model, not a curated record